GAUUUUGCUGUCACCGUGGAUUUUUGCUGAUAAAUACGCAAAAUUAUUCAUUUUCUGCGUGUGUGCAGUUUACACGAUGGAUACGAGAUAAUGAAUGAUAGAUAAAUGUGUCUAGUACAGGAAGCGGUGACGACUUGAGCCGUCACUUAAGUAACCUAGUGCUGUCAGUCGCCACAGAUCGGCACAGGUCGAUGUCGAUAGUAUUGUCGUCUGUCCGUGGCCGCGCUUGCGAUGCGUCUACUGUCGUGGUGUGUUUCUGCACAUGGCCGUGCCGCUUGGCGGAUCUUUACGUUGUUCCGUGGCAUUCGGCAAUCCGCCACUGGAUUGUAUUUACUGUUUUUAAAAGAAUUGUAUUACGCUUCACAUCCACCAUGACUACAUCCUCCGAAGAUGUCCUGAUGCAAGUGAGUCAAGUGCGUUAUAAAAAAGGAGAUGGUACCUUAUAUGUAAUGAACGAACGAAUAGCAUGGAUGCUUGAUAACAGAGAUACUGUUUCUGUCAGUCAUAAAUAUGCUGAUAUUAAAUUACAAAAAAUAUCACCAGAGGGAAAAUCAAAAAUACAACUACAAGUAGUGUUACAUGAUAGCACAUCAUCUACAUUUCAUUUUGUAAAUAAAAAUGGACAAGAAGCACAAAUUAAAGAUCGCGACGAUGUAAAAGAGUUAUUGCAACAAUUACUACCAAAAUUUAAACGGAAAGUUAACAAGGAGCUAGAAGAAAAAAAUAAAACUCUUCAAGAACAUCCUAUGUUGCUUCAAUUAUAUCGUGAUCUAGUAAUUACGCAAGUUAUAUCAUCGGAAGAAUUUUGGUCACAACAUGCUGCAGAGUAUACACAAGCUAAAAAGAUACAACGUCAAGAGAUAGGUGUCAAUAGUGCUUUCCUGGCAGAUAUCAAGCCACAAACUGAUGGUUGCAAUGGAUUAAAAUACAAUUUAACUGUCGAUGUGAUAGAAUGUAUAUUUAAGACUUAUCCAGCUGUUAAAAGAAAACAUCAAGAAAAUGUGCCUCAUAAAAUGUCAGAGUCGGAUUUCUGGACAAAAUUCUUUCAAUCACAUUAUUUUCACAGAGACCGUAUCAAUACUGGGACCAAGGAUCUUUUUACCGAAUGUGCCAAAAUAGAUGAUCAAGAACUUAAGAAAGAUCUUCAAACUGGGAUAAAUGAUCCUUUGGUAGAUAUUACUUCCUUUGAAGAUCAAACACUAGAUGAAAAUUAUGGAAGUGGUUGUAGUAAAGCAGAUAAAACAUCUGGAAAUAUAGUACAUCAAAAUAUGAUCAAGAGAUUUAAUCAACAUAGCAUAAUGGUUAUGAAAGCUAGCACUGCCAAACAGUUGAUACAAACCAAUCAACCACAAUUAAAUGGAUCUACACCAUCUGCAAGUAAAAUAGCAAACAACGAACCAGAUGAUGAACCAAAGACUAAAAAACGUAGAAUACAAGAGAAGAUAACUUAUGAUGAUCUUGAUAAGAGCUGUGACAUAAAUACAAAUAAUGGAGCACCAUUAAAUCUGAUGCAUGUAGAUAGAUAUUUGCAUGGACCUAUACCAGACUGCGGAAGUACAGAACCAACUUCGGAAGAAUUGUUCAUUACAUUAAAUCACUUAAAAAAAGAAGCUUCUGGAUGGUUAUCCGGUAGUACAUUACCGCGACAAACAGCUACUUCUUUAGUUAGUCCAGCUGCGGCAGUAUCAGCUUUAGGUGAAUUAACACCUGGUGGAUCUUUAAUGAAAGGUUUCCGAGAAGAAAGUCUUGGACAGUUAAUACCGAAAGAUUUAGAGAAGGAAUUACGUAACGUCUAUGUGUGUAUAUGUGAGUUGUUGAGACACUUUUGGCGAAGUUUUCCUCCGACAACACCACAGCUUGAAGAAAAAGCAAUCAGAAUGCACGAAGCUUUACAUAGAUUUCAUUCCGCUAAACUAAAACCCUUUGAAGAUCGUGUGCAAAGAGAAUUCUCUGCGGUUAGUCAACACUUGACGAGUCAUCUUAAUCAAUUGUUAACUACCGCAUAUAGGAAGUUCGCGGUAUGGCAACAGCGAAAAAUGCAAAUGAGGUAGCCCUUCAUUAAGGUCCCCGUAAAACAGUAACGUAAAUAAAGCAGCAAUAUUGGUCA
Messenger RNA from Acromyrmex echinatior (Panamanian leafcutter ant), 2107 nucleotides. RefSeq names its product transcription factor B1 (gene Tfb1). Lineage: Eukaryota; Metazoa; Arthropoda; Insecta; Hymenoptera; Formicidae. Gene Ontology annotation, biological process: DNA-templated transcription; nucleotide-excision repair. The record is from RefSeq and is a predicted model, not a curated record. Gene Ontology annotation, cellular component: transcription factor TFIIH core complex.